Messenger RNA from Strongylus vulgaris, 944 nucleotides. The record is from the annotation of a GenBank genome assembly. Lineage: Eukaryota; Metazoa; Nematoda; Chromadorea; Rhabditida; Strongylidae.
AUGCGAGAAAUGUUUACUGCACAGGUCUCUCCAGCUGAGUCACUAACCUUUGCCAAAUACGUGAAGUUCGUUGGUGAUGGACCCGGCUCAACAUUACCGCCUUGUCCUGAGCCAAAUGGCACAAUGUUCACAACAAUGACGCCAACUACAACAACCACCACAACCGCGACCUCCCAUGUCACUAGCUGUUCUUCAUCCGCUGUUCCCAGCACUACUACAAAGGCACAAACCCCGUUGCCAUCGUCAUCAGGGACUGGUACAAGUGCGAACACCGGGAGAACGACUCAAAAUUCAGCGAGUACGUCGACUGGGACAACUGGCACAAAUUCUCCGGGAACCUCCGCAACCACGCCAUCUCUGUCGACAGGUACUGCUAAAGCGAUCAUACUGAAUCAAGAGAUUCCAGCAGAACAAGAUGUCGUAAGCUCAACGAGUACUUCUGGAGGUGCUGCCACGGCGACAACAUCAUCGGGUGCAAGUUCUACUGCAACUUCAUCGAGCACGCCUGGCUCAACAACAUCUGGAAGUACCACGACGACUUUUCAAACAACGCCGUCGGCGGAAGGAAGCAGCACUGUGACAUCAAAUGCUUGUGUUGUUCAAGAGCUUACUGGAGAAUCGAAGAAGACACGAUUCAGAAUGCCCACCGUUUACAGUACUCUACCCGAGGAUGAUCCAUUUUACAACUGGAUGAGCUCUAUCUAUGAGUAUAUGAGCAAGGAGAAGGAGAUUUGUGACCAGCCAGCAAUCAAAGAUUUGAAUUCAAUUACGGAAGAUCAACUGUAUGGAUUUCUCGCUACUCUUUCAGCAGUACAUCCAGGCCCGUUCUGUUCUUUAUGCGAUCGUUUCAUGAACGAAGUUCGAGAACGAGUGUUUAUGAUCAAUCCUAUGUGGGGAGUGAGUUGUGCCUUUUUGGCAAAAAAAAUUUAUUGCGAAUGGUGAGC